Messenger RNA from Fulmarus glacialis (Northern fulmar), 1501 nucleotides. RefSeq names its product CWF19-like 2, cell cycle control (S. pombe) (gene CWF19L2). The annotation marks the transcript as partial. Gene Ontology annotation, cellular component: post-mRNA release spliceosomal complex. NCBI's taxonomy places the organism in Eukaryota, Metazoa, Chordata, Aves, Procellariiformes, Procellariidae. The transcript is spliced from 8 exons. Gene Ontology annotation, biological process: mRNA splicing, via spliceosome. The record is from RefSeq and is a predicted model, not a curated record.
GCUUCAAGCCGUCAAGAAGAUGAACAAGUGGUCCUUGUCAGAACAGAUCAAAGCGGAAGGGCAUGGCCUGUGACUGCACCAGCUGAACCACAGGAGCCAAAAGGAGGAUGGAGAAAGCGACAGAUGGUCUCUACUCAUAUAGAUAAAGAAAGAGUAAGGUAUUUUCAGGAUGAUGAUAGUAUGAACCUGAACGAUUUGGUCAAAAAUGAGAAGAUGAGAACAGCAGAGGAUCAAAACUCACUGUUCAUGCGUAUGGCGUCAAAGCUCAUGGAAAAAACUGACAGAGAGUACUACACUCUGGAUGACAUGUUUGUUUCCAAAGCAGCCAAAAGAGCACACAGUGGGGAAGAGGAAGAAAUACAAAGAAGAAAAGCAAUACGUGAGCACCAGCAGCUUGCUGCACGCAUGGAAAAGUGCCCAUACUGCUUUGAUAGCAGUGAACUUUCUAAACAUCUUAUUAUUGCAAUUGGCACUAAGGUAUACUUGUCUCUACCAAGCAACCAGUCCCUUACUGAAGGUCACUGCCUGAUAGCCCCUCUACAGCACCAUACUGCAGCCACUCUUUUGGAUGAAGACAUCUGGGAAGAAAUCCAGAUGUUCAGAAAUGUGUUGGUGAAAAUGUUUGAAGCUAAAGACUUGGACUGUGUGUUCCUAGAAACAAACAUGAGUAUGAAGAAACGGUAUCACAUGGUAUACGAAUGCAUUCCUCUUCCAAAAGAAGUAGGAGGUGUGGCUCCAAUCUACUUUAAGAAAGCUAUAAUGGAGUCUGAUGAAGAGUGGUCCGUGAACAAGAAGUUAAUUGAUCUUUCUUCAAAAGAUAUUCGUAAAUCUGUUCCUAAAGGAUUACCAUACUUUUCUGUGGACUUUGGCCUUCAAGGAGGAUUUGCUCACGUCAUUGAAGAUCAACACAAGUUCCCUCAUUACUUUGGAAAGGAAAUCAUUGGUGGCAUGUUGGACUUGGAACCACGGCUCUGGAGAAAAGGAAUCAGACAGAAUUUUGAGGAUCAGAGGAAGAAGGUGUUGCAGUUUGCACAGUGGUGGAAACCAUAUGACUUUACCAAAAAGAAAGAAUGAGUACAUCCCUGCAGUCAAGGACUAUAUAAGCCAUAAAUUAUAUUAAAGGAUAUUUCAUAUGUUAAGAAUAACACCAGUGUGUUAUGUAUUGCUAAUGUAUUUUAAAACCAAGGAUAUUGUUUAAUUGCUGAUUACCUGUUUCUGGUUUAGACACUGUGUGGAUCACGUGAACCUGCAAGCCUGACAAACCACAAAUGUAUGGUGUUUUUAGUUUUUCAUUUUUUAACUGAGCCAAAAGAAUAAUAUCCAUGUGGCUAUUUGAAUUCUUGAAAACGUAGCUUCUUCUUUUGGAGUUUUUAUAAUCUUUGAGGCAACUGGUUUUUUUUUUUUAUAUUGUAUUUAGCAUAGAGCCAGUGCUUAAUUAUCACAGUGACUUUUGUAGAAAAUGGUGUAAAUUUUAAGAACAUUUUGAUUAAUACAAAUACAU